GACCGUGACGAUGCCAACGAAGACUCAACUCCCAAAAGGGUUUUAGAGAGAGAAAAAGUUUUAGAGGGAGACAGAGAGAGAGAGACCCAAAAGCCCAGACCCACGGCGGAAACGACGUCCAUGGCGUUUCUUUAUCGUCACCACUGAUUCAGCAACGUUUUAUGUUUUUAUUGCCUAUUUCCUCGGUGAUUUUCUUGCGUUUUCUGGGAAAAAGAGAAGGAAAAUGAGGGACCCGGCGAUCAAGCUUUUUGGGAUGGAGAUUACGCUGCCGGAGACCGGAAAGAUUCUUGUCGGCGAGGAUUGUGGGGUUGAAGAUGGAAGGUCUGAUGGUGAUCGUAGUUCGGUGAUGAGUUCGUGUUUGGAGGACGAGAAAAUGGACAAGAAAGUUAAGAGAACAGGGGACGAAGAGGAAGAGGAAAAAAAAGUAGAAGCUGAUGAUGACAAGGAUUCACAAGCAGGAAAGCCCGAUGAGAGUAAACAACGUGGUAAAUCUCCACCUUCAGAAACAUUGCCCGAGUUUGAGGAUAACCCUAAGACACCGUCUCUCGAUGAAGAAAAUGCAAGUGCAAAACCUCAAAAGAAUGAAAAUGACCAAAGUGAUGCAAACAACACACAACAAAAAACCCUAAAGAAGCCUGACAAAAUUCUUCCAUGCCCCCGCUGUAAUAGCAUGGACACAAAGUUCUGUUACUACAACAAUUACAAUAUCAGUCAACCCCGUCAUUUUUGCAAGAGCUGUCAGAGAUACUGGACAGCUGGUGGUACAAUGAGGAACGUGCCCAUAGGAGCUGGUCGGCGCAAGAACAAGAACUCAUCCGUGCAUUGUCGCCACAUCACCAUCUCUGAAGCUCUACAUGCAACUGCAAAUGGAUUUCAGAACCCUACGCUCAAAAGCAAUGGCACGGUUCUCUCUUUUGGCCCAGAAGCACCACUUUGUGAAUCCAUGGCUUCUGUCUUAAAUCUUGCGGAGAAACAAAAGGCUCCUAAUGGAAUCCCCAAUGGGUUUUAUAAAGUUGAACAAAAUGGCGAUGAUUGUUCAAGCGGAUCAUCUGUCACAACUUCAAAUUCGACAGAGGAAGGAGUGAGAAACGGGAUUCAAGAGCCAAUGAUGGGGAAUUUAAAUGGCUUCACUUCCCAAAUCCCUUGCCUCCCUGGCAUUCCAUGGCCUUAUUGGAAUUCAGCUGCUCCUAUACCGGCUGUUUGCUUGUCUGGAUAUCCAAUGCCAUUCUAUGCCACCCCCUAUUGGACAGUUCCAUGGUUGCCUUCGCCAUCUCCUACAACAAACCAAAACGUGCCAUGCUCUGCUCCAAACCAAAAUUCACCGACUCUAGGGAAACAUUCAAGAGAUGGGGACUUGAUUAAGAAGAAUUCAGAGACAUCCAUUUUGAUUCCAAAAACUAUAAGGAUUGAUGACCCUGAUGAAGCUGCAAGGAGUUCUAUAUGGGCAACACUUGGGAUUAAGAACGAUUCCUCAAUGAUGAGCAGAGGAGGCCUUUUCAAGGCCUUCCAACCAAAGGGUGGCGAAAAGAAUCACACACCAGAAACCAAUUUAGCACUGUGGGCUAACCCUGCAGCCUUGUCUAGGUCGCUCAGCUUCCAGGAACGGUCCUAAAGUAGAUGGUGUUACCAUUACAUCUAAUAUUUGUUCUCCAAAGUGGCAUUUGGGAGAGAAAUAUUGGGUGUUUGAGAUCAUAUUGAUUCACGGCCUUGUUGAAGCAUAUUUAACACUUUGAACUGAUCAGAGUGGAAAGAUGUAGAAAAGGUUCCUCAAUGAUGGUUUUUUUCUUGUAAGAUAUAGAACAGGUGCCUUCGUUUUUAGGGGGAAUUGCAAAAAAGUGGAAACUAACUCAAAAUCAUUUGACUUUUAAAUAGGUAUAAGUGAGUUGUGUCUCAUGCCACAACUUUCACUUGCAGCGGAGACACACCCUGUACCUCCAUGAAAGUUGCAGUUAUUUUGAAUUGUUUUCACUGAUUUGUAAUUCCGCUUGUUAUUUUGUAUUUUUAUUUGGUGAGUGUGAGCAGAUGUACAUAUCUAUAUAUGUAAAUACUGACAUUAGGAGAGAGUGGAAGUUGUUUAGAUGCACGAAAAUCCCAGAAGUCAAAUGUUGAAACUGUUAAACUCAAUCCAGAAAGUGGCUUGAAUAAUGGCAAUGCAGUUCUUCUAUCUUCAGAGAUUUUCAUUACA
Messenger RNA from Camellia sinensis, 2185 nucleotides. It is a transcript of the gene CDF3, whose product is annotated as cycling DOF factor 3. NCBI's taxonomy places the organism in Eukaryota, Viridiplantae, Streptophyta, Magnoliopsida, Ericales, Theaceae. Gene Ontology annotation, molecular function: DNA binding; DNA-binding transcription factor activity. The record is from RefSeq and is a predicted model, not a curated record. Gene Ontology annotation, biological process: regulation of DNA-templated transcription.